Messenger RNA from Opisthorchis viverrini, 1119 nucleotides. RefSeq lists its product as hypothetical. Gene Ontology annotation, biological process: negative regulation of transcription by RNA polymerase II; regulation of cytokine production; regulation of immune system process. Bases 1 to 1119 code for a protein of 372 amino acids. The record is from RefSeq and is a predicted model, not a curated record. NCBI's taxonomy places the organism in Eukaryota, Metazoa, Platyhelminthes, Trematoda, Opisthorchiida, Opisthorchiidae. The transcript is spliced from 3 exons.
AUGUAUGUUAAUCAUUUACGCUCCUUUGUGAGAAAUCUUAGAGCUCAACCAACGCGUUUACAUACUCGCGCAUCACAAAUCUCCCCAGUGCUACAAUAUUGUGACUUCGUUUUCGUUAGGGUUGAUCAGGUGAAGAAACCGUUACAGCCACCGUACGUCGGCCCAUACCGCGUUAUUUCGUGCCGACCUAAAUACUUCGUCAUCGACAAAGGAGGUGUUCAAGAUACCGUCAGCGUUGAUCGACUAAAAGUAGCUCACGUUGAUCCCACCUUAUUCUCUCCUAUCAACCAAUCACAACGCUUAUCUACGCCUCCGCUUCACACGAACGACAUAGCAAUUCCAAAGCCGGAUAACUUACAGCCAGCUGAUCAUACUCGUUCUGAUAGUAAAGCGUUGCUUGUUGCCACCGUAAAAAUGGGAGACUCGGCGGUGGAAAAGCGAGUGAUGUUGGACAUAAUUUUAUCGUUCAUUUGGAUCGCUUCAGACAAGCUUCGCACAGCUGAACACAGAACGCCGUCAGCACACAGAACAGAUGAUGACUGUCCCAGGGCUGAUCCGCCGGAUUACCGGAGUAAAGAAACACAUCCCGCGGUACCUCAGAAUUGUUUGGUGUGCGGUAAAUCCUUCCGUCACCUUUCAUCAGCUAAGAGACACCAGGAGCUGCACGCUGAAAAUGCCAGUGCUCAGUGUAGUUUGUGCAAAUCGUCGUUCCGAAAUGAGCGUUACUUGAGGCAACACAUGAGGCGACUUCAUUCUCCGGGAGAGAAGAAGCCUCGUAGAACAUCCAGUAAACGAGUGCCAGAAUCAGAGCUAAGAGAUAAUCCAUGUCCCAAAUGCGGAAAGUGCUUUUUGACUUGGAAGACUCUGUCUCAGCAUCUGAAAUGGUCACACGAUGAGGAAGCACAUCAACAAUGCGAGGAGUGUGGGGCCUUUUUCCAACGGAAAUCAAAUUUGGAUCGUCAUUUAAGCACGGUGCAUGAAAAGCAACGUCACUACAUGUGUGAUCAAUGCGGGCAAACCUUCGCUCGAUUAGAUAUUCUCAGGAGACAUGUUGCACAAAUGCACACCAAUCACCCGGACGACAAACGGCUUAUCAAUGAGAAACCGAUGGAUUACUAG